CGCCUCUCGCGAGACCUCCCGCGGCGCCCCGCCGAUAUCUCCCGGCAUGCCCCGCGCCGCCCCUCUCUCCCUCCGCCCAAGAUGCCGAAAGGAAAGAAGGCCAAGGGCAAGAAGGUGGCCCCGGCCCCUGCUGUAGUCAAGAAGCAGGAGGCCAAGAAAGUCGUCAAUCCCCUCUUUGAGAAGAGGCCCAAGAACUUUGGCAUUGGACAGGACAUCCAGCCAAAGCGGGACCUCACUCGGUUUGUGAAAUGGCCCCGGUACAUUCGGCUGCAGCGCCAGAGAUCCAUCCUCUACAAACGCCUCAAGGUGCCUCCUGCCAUUAACCAGUUCACCCAGGCCCUGGACCGCCAGACAGCCACACAGCUCCUGAAGCUGGCACACAAAUACAGGCCAGAAAAUAAGCAAGAGAAGAAGCAGAGGCUCCUGGCACGUGCUGAGCAGAAGGCUGCAGGAAAGGGAGAUGCUCCAACUAAGAGGCCACCUGUCCUCCGAGCAGGUAUUAACAGUGUCACAACUCUGGUGGAGAACAAGAAAGCUCAGCUUGUAGUUAUUGCCCACGAUGUGGACCCCAUUGAGCUGGUGGUGUUCCUGCCAGCCCUGUGCCGCAAGAUGGGAGUGCCCUACUGCAUCAUCAAGGGCAAAGCCAGGCUGGGCCGACUGGUCCACAGGAAGACUUGUACUUCGGUUGCCUUCACCCAGGUUAACCCGGAGGAUAAGGGAGCCCUUGCCAAGCUGGUGGAGGCUGUCAAGACCAACUACAAUGACAGAUAUGAUGAGAUCCGUCGUCACUGGGGCGGGAAUGUCCUGGGUCCAAAAUCGGUGGCUCGCAUUGCUAAGCUGGAAAAAGCAAAGGCUAAAGAGCUGGCUACUAAGCUGGGCUGAAGAUGUACUGGAUUGCUUUGUACAUAAAGACAAUAAACCCCAGCUAAGUUUCA
Pseudopipra pipra is the source of this 935-nucleotide messenger RNA. RefSeq names its product ribosomal protein L7a (gene RPL7A). Bases 82 to 882 code for a protein of 266 amino acids. Lineage: Eukaryota; Metazoa; Chordata; Aves; Passeriformes; Pipridae. The transcript has 8 exons. Gene Ontology annotation, cellular component: cytosolic large ribosomal subunit. The record is from RefSeq and is a predicted model, not a curated record. Gene Ontology annotation, biological process: maturation of LSU-rRNA; ribosome biogenesis. Gene Ontology annotation, molecular function: RNA binding.